Messenger RNA from Puccinia graminis f. sp. tritici CRL 75-36-700-3, 3137 nucleotides. RefSeq names its product CMGC/SRPK protein kinase. NCBI's taxonomy places the organism in Eukaryota, Fungi, Basidiomycota, Pucciniomycetes, Pucciniales, Pucciniaceae. Bases 787 to 2877 code for a protein of 696 amino acids. The record is from RefSeq and is a predicted model, not a curated record. Gene Ontology annotation, molecular function: protein kinase activity; ATP binding. Gene Ontology annotation, biological process: regulation of mRNA processing; spliceosomal complex assembly; protein phosphorylation. The transcript has 5 exons.
AGUUGGAAGUUGAGAACGUCGGGAAGUCAGCUCGUCAACCUUCUUGCGGCCACUGUGGUUGUACAUAGAUCGCUUGCCAAUCGGAGAUACUCACCCGCCCAGCCAGCUUGAGCCGUGGACUUGACGUCUCUCCCUCGCUUCGAGUUCGGCCCACAAGAUCCAUCCCUCCCGGUGUGUUUCAGCCCGACCGAACUGAUUUCUUCUUCCGAUUAGCUCAACAACCCCAACAGACAAACAAAACGGAACACUUCCCCAAGCGACCGAUCAAGAGCUGAUAACUACAGUAUAGUAACAACACAGCCACAAGCAAGCACCCGAGCAACAAAUAAAGCUAAAUAAACAAGCCAGUCAAAUUAUAAGACAAACAACACCUGCAUACACCCAUAGUACUUCAACAUCCACUGCAUACAUACACCCAACUCAAGAACCUCCCCCCCAAAAAAAACUACAAUUCACGGAACUCAGCAAAAAGCAGUGAAAAAACCCAAUCAAGCCUCCGAUCGAUCGCUCCCCUUCUCUUUCUUUACCUUAUCCCUCCUCCCUCUGCCCUUCCCCAGCUUGUCGCUCCCGAUUACAUCAUCCUCUUCGUAUUCCAUCAAGACUGCCUCACAACCUGUUCAUACGCAUUUAUCCCAUCAUCUCCAGGGCUCAUCACACAAGAAGCUACAUAUAAUCAACUUGAACUUGUAAUUUUUUCCUCAGCUUUCUUUCCUCUUCUUCUUCUUCUGAUUUGCGCUCCCCCUAUAUCCAUCCUUCUAUCUCUCACUCCUCCCUGAAUCACUCGUCAUGGCCUCCUCAACCAACCUUAAUCCGAUCGGCUCCCCUGGCGCAGCUAGUGACGCUAGCUAUGAGUCCAUCCAAACCGACGAGGAAGAAAAACCAAGUGAUUAUGAUAAGGGUGGUUACCAUCCCGUCACGAUUGGCGAAACGUUUUGUGAUGGCCGUUAUCUGAUCGUACGCAAGCUCGGCUGGGGUCACUUUAGUACGGUCUGGUUGGCUCAUGAUACUCAUCUCAAUCGUCACGUCGCCCUCAAAGUCGUCAAAUCAGCCCACCAUUACACCGAGACUGCUGAAGACGAAAUCCGACUUCUCCAACGUGUCGUGACUGCGAGUCCUAACCAUCCCGGUCGCCGCCAUGUGGUCUCUCUAUUGGAUUCCUUUCGACAUCGUGGUCCGAAUGGGUCACACGUUUGCAUGGUUUUUGAGGUCUUGGGCGAAAACCUACUCGGUCUCAUCAAACGAUACCAGUACAGGGGUGUCCCAGAACACAUCGUCAGGCAGAUAUCUAAGCAAGUCUUACUCGGUCUGGAUUAUCUUCAUCGAGAAUGUGGCAUCAUACAUACCGAUCUCAAGCCCGAAAACGUUUUGAUCUGCAUAGAAGAUGUCGAGAGCGUCGUUCGAGCCGAGCUAGAAACCUGUCCAGCAGCCGUACCCACCAAACUAGUUGGUGUACCGCCAAGCCAGGGUCGUGGCGGCGCCCAAACUCCUCGCAAUGGGAUCUUCAUCACCGGCUCGCAGCCGUUACCAAGCCCAUCGGGCAGUUUCGGAACCAGUCCGGUGAUCGAAAAACUGGCGUUUCAAAUGAGCAAGAUAUCCGAUGGCGCAUCAAACGAGCAAUCAUCUAGUGAAAGUAGUAACAAGCCCGGUUCAAGCGAGAAGAAGAACUCAUCAACCUUUCCCAAAGUCAACCCUGAUCCAUCAUCCCAACGCCCCGGUCCAUCAUUGCUCUCUCAAACGGCACCCAACUCAAACAAGUCGAAUGGAAUUCUUACAAACGAGGGUAGUUCGAAUACUCCCAACUCUCAAGCAUAUCCCCCACACGACUAUGCUACUCUCUCACAAACGCCCGCCAAUCAAUCACCCACCUCAUCCCCUGCGCCUACAGGUCGAGUCGGAGGGGCAGACUGCGCACGGCCCGCUGGCGAAAGCACCGAUCGGACCCCCUUACCACCCGAAGCCCCAUACGACCCCCGUAGUCUCGAACGGAUUACCGUUAAGAUCGCUGACCUCGGAAACGCCAGUUGGACCAACAAUCAUUUCACAGACGAUAUCCAAACCAGGCAGUAUCGCAGUCCAGAAGCAAUCCUUGGUAGCAAAUGGGGCACGCCAGUUGACAUCUGGAGUGCUAGUUGUAUGAUAUUCGAGUUAUUGACCGGUGAUUACCUAUUUAACCCUGAUGCAGUAGCCAAAAGGUAUACAAAAGACGAUGAUCAUAUCGCCCAGAUCAUUGAACUCGUGGGCCCAUUCCCUACACCUGUAGCACUCUCUGGAAAGUUCAGCUAUGAGAUUUUUAACCGGAAAGGCGAACUACGACAUAUUCACAAACUGAAACACUGGCCGCUGGAAGCAGUCCUGAAGGAGAAAUAUUGUCUAGACAAGCAAGCGGCGAUUGACUUGACGAGUUUCCUGGAGCCAAUGUUGAACGUGGUUCCGGAGAAGCGCGCGACGGCGGAGCGGAUGCUGAAGCAUUGCUGGCUGGAAGGGGUGGUAGUGAUGGGCGAGCUGGAAGCGGCGGCGGUGAGCGAGCAAAAGAAGAGUCUCGAGGGUGCAUCAAAGGUGGACAACGAGGGUGAGACAGAGCGGCCGUCUGAGUCCGCACCGUCCUCCUCGCCGCUUGCGCCCGAUUCUUCCCGCGCCUCCUCGGUCUCCACCCGUCGGACGUCGAUCGCCGGCAGUAGUAGCAAGCUCAAAAUCACUGGUAGCACUGGCGCAGGACCCGCCAAGGGCACCCCCCUCGGAAAGGCCCCCGCAGCCGUCGCCGUCAGUACCGCCGACUCAGCAACAAGAAAUGUUGACGGAUCCCAGGCUCAGAGGAGUGUCUCCGGAAGCCAGAGUCGAUUGAAGGCCGGCUCGCCGACAACCGUCCUUGUUGGAUGACCCUUCUUUCUCUCUCUCUCUUAUCUUCAACUACAAUAUAUCUAUAUACAAUUACAUGCAUUUUCUCUGUUCUCUUAUCAUUCAUCAGGCUUGAACAGAAAGAAAAGGGAUGUCAAAAACAUUUGAUUGUCUAUAUAUGGUUAUAUAGGCUAAAGAGAAAAAAAAAAUAUGUUUGAUGCCCCCAAGUUUUUUUUUUCUCUCUUUUCAAUCUAUCGUGUUACAUUUUUUUUUUCUGUCUCUUCCCACAUUUUCAAAAAAAU